AUGGAGGAAGUCUCAGCGGUGAAGAUGCCGAACUUCAUUCCGUCUGACCCUUCCCUCUGGUUUACGAUGGUGGAAUCAACAUUUGAAUUGGCUAUUCCAAAGCCAAUAACAGCUUCUCGCUCUAAAUACAACUACAGCGUGAGCACCUUGCCUCUUGUAAUCGUUACAACUGUGCGCGAUAUUAUUCUUUCACCAGACAUAACCGACCCUUAUAGCCAACUAAAAUCUGAAAUCAUUUCCAGAUGCGGAAAAUCUAAAUCCCAGGAAAUUCGUAAGUUAUUGGCUGGAGAACAGUUGCAUGAUAGAAAGUCGUCCGAGCUGUUAAGAAUUAUGCAAAGACGCGCGGAAAAUCACAAUAUCAUCGAUUCUCUUUUACUGGAAUUAUUUCUUCAGCAACUACCAUCUAAUGUGCAAUCGAUUCUUGCCUCAAUACAACCUUUGACGCCUCAAAAAGCCUCUGAAAUAGCGGACAAAAUACUGGAUAUAACACCAAACCAGAUAAGUCAUAUGCGGCCAUCCAACAGCAAUUAUGUCUCUCCUCUACAUAUGGUUCCGAAAAAAGUAAGUGACGAUUGGUGUCCUGUUGGGGAUUUUAGAGCUCUUAAGGCUCAGACCAAAAAGGGCAAAUAUCCUAUUUCCAGUGCUUAG
Argiope bruennichi is the source of this 648-nucleotide messenger RNA. RefSeq lists its product as uncharacterized. The transcript has 2 exons. The coding region runs from base 1 to 648 and encodes 215 amino acids. The record is from RefSeq and is a predicted model, not a curated record. Lineage: Eukaryota; Metazoa; Arthropoda; Arachnida; Araneae; Araneidae.